AUGGAGUCACUAGAAACUACUGCAGAGGCCAAAUGCUCUAAAGAGGCUCUGGAAAAGACAGUUCCCCAGAGGAAGUCAGCAGCACCAGAACCUACGACUGCCCAAACUAAAAUACCCCCCUCGGCUGAUUCGGAGGGGGAGGGGUGGCAUCAAGGCCCAGAACCUGAGGAGGACCAGAGUAGAACCACAUGUUGUCCAACAGAUAAGUCUGACUCAGGGAAGCUAAGACAAUUAGAAGGGAAACCACAGCGCCAAUUACUGGAUCAACCCUGCAGUCAUCCUCAUUACAAUGUAUUAACCUCAUACCCACCACAGGAGAGACAGACAGUUCCCUUUGCUAGACAGAAAACGGCAGAUCACUUGGUUUCUGCACUGCCACUUCCACAUGUCAGCUGUGGAGGGCCCUCUCCUCAGAGGAGCUCCCCCAGUUUACCCGCUUCUCUCCAACACUGUUCCCAGUCAGGGACAGAGGAGCUAUCCAAGGACGUGUGUAGUAAGAUGGAGCAGAAACAGCAGCAGAGGCCUGGGAAGUAUGUUUGUGAUUAUUGUGGGAGGGCAUGUGCCAAACCCAGCGUACUUACGAAGCAUAUCCGCUCACAUACUGGGGAGCGACCCUACCCCUGCGUGCCCUGCGGUUUCUCCUUCAAAACAAAGAGCAAUUUAUACAAACACAGAAAAUCUCAUGCUCAUUCCGUCAAAGCUGGGACAGUGCCAUUUUCAGAACUGGGUUCUUACAAUGCCAACAUGGAGGACCAGAGAUCUUUAGAGGGAGAAGGAGAGUUAUACUCUGACGCUGAGCAGAGCUCGGACACAGACGAGGAUGAUUCAUCGCUCUUGGACUCUGUUUCAGCGGAGGAACCAGAUAGCACCACUGCUGUUAAAGUACCGAAUCUCAUUGCCCAGAGACAAGCAGUUACAUUAGCAUCAACAUUAUCUGAGGAUGGUUCAUCCAGGCUCUCGGAGAUCAAUGCUGCUCAACCUCCAGCUGUUUCUCAGGUCAGUCGUGCGAUCCAAUCUAACGCCAUCAAGCAGAGGCUGGCACUACGGCUCUCAGAGAAAAGGAGCAGUGACACUGACACGUCUCUCUCCCUGCCUAGCCACGGAAGCAAAUGUAGCACAGACUCAGGCUACUUCUCAUGCUCUGAGAGCAUUGAACACCAAACCGGUGGUCCUCCCAACACAAAUGCCAAGUCCUAUCAAGAGAUAAUGUUUGGGAAGUGUUACAAGCCGAACCCGAAACAAAAAGCCAUAACUGUUGUGACUUGCAGGACAGACUUAAUGAACGAUCGUAAGAUUUCGGAGCGUGGUGUUUCCCGUGUAUUCACACAAGAAAAGGAAUCAAUGGUUGAAUCGAUCAGAAUAAACACACAUUCAUUUACAAGGGAGGACAUUAAGGAGGCUCAACUAGAGGUCUCUGAUUCUGGACAGCUGGUCCGGAGCAACUCGAUGCCCACGUCCUCGGUGGUAUGUCAGGACACGUCACAAGGCCUGCGAGGUAGCCACUCCUUUGAUGAAAGGGCGUCCCCUGGAGGCAUUAGGAGACUUACGAGACAGGCUGCCUUUGAACACUCUGCACACGAUGGACCUCCUGACCACUGCGGAAACAUCUCUGAUAUUUCCAACCUUGGAGUGGAGAUGGAAAGUUUCACCAUCCAACAAAAGCAAGCGAUGGAAUUUGCGACGAGAAAACGACGGAAGGAAAAAUGUGUUGUGGAGGAGGAGGAUGUAGGAGGCCAGUAUCACACAGACUAUGACCACUCUGAAGAGAUGAGGGACUAUGAUUCAAAGCAAGCCUCUCAAGGUGCUCUAACCACUAUAUCCUCAGUGAAAGGACAUGCCCAAAGCGUGCAUACACAGGAAAUGUGGGAAAAGAGAGAGAGAGAAGAGAGAAGAUCUUUAGGUAACGUCAUCUCUGUGAUUCAACACACUAACUCCCUAACCAGGUCUCUCUCUGAACAGUCAGACUCUUACAACUACCAGAGACAGGAUAAGCCUUCCUCAAUGGAUGUGGAGGAGCAAACCGAAACUCGAGAGAUGCAUAAAAGGACUGAGAUCUUUGCACACCAGCUGAGUGACAGUAGAUUAUUAGAUAAAUCGUAUCAAAUGACACCUAAGCUAGUCCGUCAGUCCAACAUACCGGUCCCAGAGAUCAGGGUGACUGUAGAACCAGACAGUCCAGAGAAAGAUAAAGCAGCUGAAGUGAAACAGGUGAAGGUGAAGGAACCUGAUAGACAUAUAGAGGAGUUCCAAUGGCCUCAGAGGAGUGAAACCCUGUCUCAGUUCCCCCCAGAGAAACUCCCUCCAAAAAAGAAGAGACUGCGCUUAGCUGACUUGGAGCACUCCUCUGGUGAGUCUAGCUUCGAGUCGGCCUGUACAAGCCUCUCCCGGAGCCCCAGUCAAGACAGCAACUUAUCCUACUGCUCCAGCUUCUCGUUUGACCGAGAGGAGAGAGAGAGAGAGGUUAUCCCCAAGCCAGCUUCCCCGGCGGCUAGACAGGAUGAGUUUGGCAAAGCGUUGGAGUUCUUAGCGGUGCCAGGAAGCGGCCACUCCCUCUCUGUCCUGAACCAGCGUCAACAACAUGAAAUGAGACGUUCCUCUUCAGAACAGGCACCGUGCCACUCCCAGUGCAGAGAGCUCCCAGAGGUCCGCAGCGUAUCGUUUGACUACGGCAGUCUCUCUCCAACGGCCAAAGUUAGACAUGCGGAACUCAGCGCCAGCUACUCAGAGCCCAGACGGGGUAACUUGGUAAGACAGGAGUCCUUGAAUGUUGACCUUGAAUUUGCACAUCCAGUCCUUCCGCUAAAUAUUCUUCCUCAGUACCUCAGCAAUGCCCUGUCGUUCUCAGCCACUGCUCUGCUCUCUCAUUCUCUGCCAAUGUUCGCCCCUCAGCCGUCACACUCUGGUCUCCUAGUUCCUGUUAGAAUCCAGACUCACGUACCCUCCUACGGUAGCAUCACAUAUACCACUGUGUCGCAAAUUGUAGAUGAUCCAUACAAAAGCGUUAGCUCCACCAGAACCUCUUCUCUCACUUCUCACUUUGCAAAUGUAGCAACGAAUUUGGAUACACCUAAUCUAUUAUUAGGACACCCCCGAGGACUGUUGACCAACCCAGUCCAGGUUCAAGUUCUAGAUCUGCCCCCAGCUAAGCUUAAGACAGGCAUCCCUCUCUCCCUGACCUCCAGGACGAUCUCCACCACUAACUGUGGGUCCAGUGGUGGGUCCAACAAGCGCAUGUUGUCUCCAGCCAGCAGCUCGGACCUGUUCAUGGAGGUCAAACAGCAGAAACGGGUCAAAGAGGAGAAAAUGUACGGUGAGAUAGUGGAGGAGUUGGGUGCUGUGGAGUUAGGGAAUUAUAAUGUGACUGAAGAGAACAAGCAGAGUUUAAAGUCAGAGUUUAAAAGUGACACCAACCAGCUAGCAUCAGCUGGCUUUCCUUCAAAAUCCUCUUUGUCGGCGUCAUCCUCACUUCCUUCUCACAACGAGCCAGCAAGUGGAAGCUUCAUCUCACCUCAGCAACAAUGGUCAGAAAGUCCUGAUUCCCCUAUGGAUAACUCCCCAACGGAAGCAAGCCUACAUCCACACGCUCUGCUUUCUCUAAAGGAUUUCAAUGAGUCUGGCAUGGACAGCAAGGCACAGAUGGAUGUGCUGGUGCAGUUAGUCAAAGGUCAGGGCAUCCUCAUCUCUGACGGGGAAAACACCAAACUGAUAUCUCAGUUUCCAAGUCUACGCACAGUGACAGGUGUGAGUUGGUGCUAUCUGAACUACACCAAGCCAAACAGCACUCACAGCAGCUCUCCCCUGUCCUCUGUGUACGCUUCGUGGUACGUCAGUUCCCAUAACCCCAACCCUCCUAACCUCAACACCAGUGCCACCCUGGCUCUGCUCCGCUCCAAACAGACGACUAACAGAUGGGUGUACACCAUGGCUGCCAUGGACCAACCUGGGACUGGGAAGCUGGUCUCCUCCUCACUCUUAUGGAGGAAGCGGCUCGGGCUGGUGAGAACCUUGAUUGUUAAUUAUUUAUUUGGUCCAAAUCUCCCAUAAAUGUCUAUAUUGAAUGUUUGCAAUCCUGGAAUCGAGUUACAUCAUAAACAUAUAAUCUAAUUGUAACCAUAUUAUACUUAUUCCUAUAUACCUAAACUGCAUGUUCACAGAAUGUUUAUUUAUUCAUUCUUUAUAUUCAUGUUUAUUUAUCUGUCUCGUUUAGCUGCAGAGCAAACCGGUGCUCAAAGAGCUGGACGUGAUCUCCUAUGGAAGGAAACUGAAGGAUGCCAGCUGCAGGGUAAAAGCAGGGAAGGAGGACUGGAAAGACAGGGAGGUGUCCUCGAAACAAACAGCAGUGCCAACACCGACACCAACACCAACCCGGAUCAAAAUCUUUGAAGGAGGGUCAGUUAUGAUAAUAUCACAUCAAUCAAUAAGCGAUAAAAUAUUACUUAUAAUGUUAGUUUGUAAUGUGUACAUGUUCUGUAAAGGGGUUACGCCUGUUGGUACAAAUUAUUAUUUAACCUUUAUUUAACCUGGUAGUCCCAUUGAAGUCAGAAUACCUCUUUAAAAGGGAGACCUGGAAUUAGAUUGAAUAGCUGUUUUCACUUACCUUGCAUGUCUAUAGCUUCUUAUAAUAUAGACCACUUGUCAAACUUAUUCCACGGAGGGCCAAGUGUCUGUGGGUUUUUUGCUCCUCCUUUGUACUUGACUGAUCAAUUCAGGUCAUUGAUUAGUUAGGAACUCCCCUCACCUGGUUGUUUAGGUCUUAAUUUGGUCCCAAAUUGAAAGGAAAUAACAAAAACGAACACACACUCGGCCCUUCGUGGAACGAGUUUGACACCCCGAUAUAGAACAUCACAUUAAGGAUGGUUUUCCUCCCUCAGGUUCAAGUCCAAUGAGGACUAUGUGUACGUGAGGGGCCGAGGCCGGGGGAAGUAUAUCUGUGAGGAGUGUGGCAUCCGCUGUAAGAAACCUAGUAUGCUGAAAAAACAUAUACGCACCCACACUGACGUCAGACCCUACGUCUGCAGGGUCUGCAACUUCGCUUUCAAAACUAAAGGUGGGUUUCGCUUCUUCUUCCAUUGAAAUGAAUGAGAGAAGAGCUGAACAAGCACCUUGUGACAACUGCUGAUUUAAAAAGGGAUUGAUCAAAUAAACUAGAUUGAAUGACGAUUUAAUUGAUGACACCGGUAACAUUGAAUGAGAAUGAUGAUAAGAUAAUCAGCUAAAUGAAUCUUUAACAUGUUUGUCCUACAGGAAACCUGACCAAGCAUAUGAAGUCAAAGGCUCACAUGAAGAAGUGUCUUGAGCUUGGGGUGUCAGUCACAGUGGAUGAUACAGAGACACUGGAAUCUGGUAAGAUAUCGACCAAUGACCAGGGAAUUAUUCAGAUAUUUAGAACUGAUUGUGUAACCCAUGGUAACUGUACCGUAGAAAGAAUGACAGGAACACAUUUGAUGUAUCCUUUGUCUUUAUUUGUGUUCUUUCAAACAAUGCAGAUUACAUCCAGCAAGACUCGAAGACCGGGGUCUUGAGCACAGCCAAACACCAGUUCUCAGAUGCAGACGACUCUGAUGGCAUGGAUGAAGAGAUCGACGAUAUCGACGAAGAUGACGAUGACGAUGAUGACUACGACGGUGACUCUACUCCCAAGAUCCUUUCCCGGAGCACCAGCCCUCAGCUCUGCGGCGGAGCCUCUCUGUCGGUCACAGCUACCGCCGUCAUCCAGGGUGUGUCGUCAGACCUCCAUGGCUGUCCCCUCAGUACCGUCAUCCAGGGUGUGUCGUCAGACCUUCAUGGCUGUCCCCUCAGUACCGUCAUCCAGGGUGUGUCGUCAGACCUCCAUGGCUGUCCCCUCAGUACCGUCAUCCAGGGUGUGUCGUCAGACCUCCAUGGCUGUCCCCUCAGUACCGUCAUCCAGGGUGUGUCGUCAGACCUCCAUGGCUGUCCCCUCAGUACCGUCAUCCAGGGUGUGUCGUCAGACCUUCAUGGCUGUCCCCUCAGUACCGUCAUCCAGGGUGUGUCGUCAGACCUUCAUGGCUGUCCCCUCAGUACCGUCAUCCAGGGUGUGUCGUCAGACCUCCAUGGCUGUCCCCUCAGUCCCUUUCAUCCCCUCCCCAGCUGCCUCUCAACCUACACCCUGUCUGGCAUCGAUGUCCACCCCCAUCCCCCCUCCAUGGGCAGGAGGACAGGGCCAGACCGGAGGACUGUCUUGGCCUCCAGCCUGGACAAGGAGGACUGUUGCCUGGCCAUGCUGUCUCCUGACCAGGGCUGUCUGUUCUUCGACCCCUACCCCACCUGUCUGCUGUCCCCCGGCUGGGAGUCCCCUCUGAGGGAACCGCCUCCCUCCCGCCUCCGCUACCCCUCACCCCGGAGAGACCACUCCCCACGGGGGCGCUCCUCACCUCGAUGGGACACCUCCCCGCUGAGGCCCAGCUCCCCCAACCUCACCCCCAUCCAGCACCUCUCCCCGGCCUGUAUGGAGAGGCCCCUGUCCCCAGGUGGAGUGGACCUGGCUGGGAGGAGACAGAGGGUGGUGCUCAGGGCUGUGUCUCCACGUAGAGGAGGCUCACAACAUAGAGACUCUGGGGAGAAAACCAGGCAGCAAGCCAAGGCUGAACUGGUCCAGCAGGGAGGAGCCAUUGAAAUGGAUAUGGUAUGUAAUAUAGUAGUUUACAGUAUGUUUUCAUUGAUUAGUAUAUGCUUGUCCAUGCAAAACUAGUUACACUGACUUAAUUUCAACUGACUUCAUUUGAACUCAGUUCAACAACUGGAUUGUUAGUGUUCUUGAUGUAAAACCUUUAUUAAUCACAAUGUUUUUUUUACACCAUUGGUGUCCAUGCAUUUUUUCUUGAUUGUCAUAUAAAACUUGUUUCAAGCAAGAAACUGUAGAAAAGUGUAUUCUGAUAGUCACUAUAACUUGUUGUCUUUAGGAUCAGAGGAGAAGUGUGCCUCCUGGUUCCUCCUGCUCCAGCUGUCCCCAUCAGAACCUCUUCAGCCACCUUCCCCUACACUCUCAGCAGCAGGCUGGGACUCUCCUCCCCAUGGUCCCUAUCGGAGGGAUCCAGGUACUGCACUCCCUGCCCUCCUGCAGCUCUGACCGGACCCAUCUGUCAGCCCUGUCCCCUCAGAAGACUGAGCUCCACCAGGACAGCACUAAGGAGGGAUCUGUCCGCCUGGCGGCCCUAGGUGCAGAGGACUCAGGAGCCCAGCAGCAGGGGAGGGGGAUGGAGAGGGAGAGGGAGAGGGAGAGGGGGAUGGAGAUGGAGAGGGAAAGGGAGAUGGAGAGGGGGAUGGAGAUGGAGAGUGAGGGGGGGAUGGAGAGGGAAAGGGAGAUGGAGAGUGAGGGGGGGGAUGGAGAGGGAGAAGCCGUCCCCCCACCAGACACCCCGGGACUCAGAGGAGGAGAACCCACCUGUCUCUGUCCUCACGGUCAGGAACCCUAAGCAGGAAGAGGUUCUUCAGACCUGCACCAAGGCCAUUGCCUCCCUCAGGAUCACCUCUGAAGAGCAUCUAUAGACUGGGGUUGCGUCCCAAAUGGCACCCUAUUCGCUAUACAAAGCACUACUUUUGACCAGAGGGCUCUCGUCAAAAGUAGUGCACUAUAUAAGGAAUAGGGUACCAUUUGGGACGUAUGUCAUUUGGGAUGUACCUUGGAGCUUCCUCCAGGAGCAGCUGAGCCCCCCCCCCCCAUCCAUCGUCCAGUCCUCAGCUAGCAUGGUUCUAGAUCAAUUUGUGCUGUCUUGACAACUGAUAUGGUCACACCAACUUCUCUGGUCACAUAUGAGUUGGCAAGACAGCACAAACAAAUCUGGACCCAGGCUACGUCCACAGUCCCUCUCAACUUCAUUCCUCUAGACAGACAGACAGACAGACAGACAGACAGACAGACAGACAGACAGACAGACAGACAGACAGAUAGACAACAUGACUUCAUCCAGAAUCCAUUGUUUGGGUGUUGGGGGACUCUUUUCUCAGUCUCAUCUACUUCAGGUUUCUUCAUGUUAGUAGUGCAAAGGUCAUGUGUCUAACAUGCCCCUCACCCCACCAUACUAUGAUCUAUAUCUGA
Messenger RNA from Coregonus sp. 'balchen', 8056 nucleotides. The record is from the annotation of a GenBank genome assembly. NCBI's taxonomy places the organism in Eukaryota, Metazoa, Chordata, Actinopteri, Salmoniformes, Salmonidae.